Molecule: messenger RNA, 5175 nt
Organism: Portunus trituberculatus (swimming crab)
Lineage: Eukaryota; Metazoa; Arthropoda; Malacostraca; Decapoda; Portunidae
Gene: botv
Product: exostosin-3-like
Exons: 13
Coding region: 824-3628 (934 amino acids)
Cellular component (GO): membrane
Molecular function (GO): glycosyltransferase activity
Source: RefSeq, a predicted model, not a curated record
UUUGCUUUAAUUUUUCUCCAUUUACGCUGAUGACAAACGUACCAAUCCAUAAAAACUCCAUAAAACCGAUAAUUUGCAUGUGAAUUUUCUAUCUGAAGUAUCUAUGGGAGGUGGAAUUGCCUCGUUCAUGGUGUAAUAUGUGGACGGCAAGAGUCACAUGUCAGGGAUCAGAACGCCAGCCAAGAUUCGCGACUCAGGAUGUAAACACGACCACAUAAUCUGUAUUUUUAACGUCAAAUUGCACUAAAUGGCCGCUUUAAAAGGACUCCUCUAGUUAAUUUACCCAUGAAGAUUCCGUUUUGAGCAUGAGGAGCACAGACAGUCCCACAUCCUGACUACCACACACUACAAGGCCAACAAGGAGUAUUCAAGCAACGCUACUAUGUGCCGUUCAGAUAUUCACUGAAGCUCCAAGCACAAGUCCUACCUAGUACAAAUGUUUCAGUAAAAAGAUGAGUGAAAGGACAGUGAGUUAUUGCAACAGUGACUCAUGUUUGCAGCGAGUCAAUUAUGUGGAAAGUGAUUGCUUCAUGAAUUGAGUGAAAAGAAAAGAAAUGAGUGUGUGAAAUUUCAUCAGAGUGAGAAAAUUAAAAGUAUGAUUUUUUUACACUGACAAAAAAUAGUAUAAGAAUGCAAAUUUGUGUAUGAUGAGCUUGAGGGACAAUGCAAGGACCACAGUCACCACCAGACUCUAGGAAAAGAUGAGACAAAACAAAUCUAAGCUGAGAAUCUAAGCGACAGUCCUGUGGCAGUAUUGCAUACCUGAGAAAUGGUCUAACAGCAGCUGUGUUUUGGGCCACACACAACUCUUGAGUGGCCAGCUAUGAGGGGUGGCUCGUACAGCCUUCUUGCACCCGGUCUGGGAGGCGGUGGUGUGGUGGGGGGUGGGGGACAGCUGGGCCUGGCGGGAGGGUGGCUACUCCGCGCCUCCAGAGUGAUCCCGGCUGUUCUGUGCAUCCUGGUCAUCGCCUCACUGUGUGCUCACUACUACCUGUCCAAGGCGGUGGGUGACUCAGUCUUGGGUCAUGAGCGGCACCUUCUGCUUGACCCACAUGACCCCCUGAGUGACCUGUCUGGCCUCAAGUGUGACAGUGCCAAGGCUCGGGUCCAGGAGCUCCUCUCCAUCAAAGCAUCAGUGCUGAAUGAGCUCCGUGACCUGGAGCAGCACCGGCAGCAGCUGCAGGAGAACAUUGCCUCGGCCUCUACUCGGAUUGAGAAUCUGAGGCAGGAGGAGAGCCGCGUCAAGACUGAGCUGGAGAGACUCAAGACCAGCGUGGAACAAGCAUUACUGGCCCAGCAGGAAGUGUUUGAGAAGAACAUGCCACAGAUCUCAGCGCCCCGCCGCAUCACAGCCUCCAGUCAAGACAGCGUGUCCCUGCCGCUGCCGCCGCCACAGGCUGUGGCACAGUGCCGGAUGCACAGCUGCUUUGACUACUCCCGUUGCUCCCUGCUUUCUAACUUUCCCGUCUAUAACUAUGACAUGGAGCAGUUCAAGAUUGCCUCCAAUGACCUCGAGGCCUUUGUCAAGAUCACUGUGAAGCAAGCACUGGGCUACAACGCCCACGUCACCCAGAACCCCAGCGAGGCAUGUGUGUUUGUGGCACUGCUUGGGGAAGGUGUGGGUGGUGCCCCAGACAGUGUUAACCUGGAGGAGAGUCUGCACAGCCUCCCCCACUGGGGCGGCGAUGGCAGGAACCACAUCCUGCUCAACUUAGGCCGCACCUUCUACAGCAAGAACAUGUUCCAGAGUGUCAACACCGGCCGGGCCAUCAUAGUCCAGUCACACUUUGAUGCCACUGUGUUCCGGCCAGGCUUUGACCUGGUGACUCCUCCUCUCCUGGGCCUCCCUGGCGGCGACCUGUGGAAGAACCUGCCACCCAUCGUGCCUGCCAAGCGAAAGUACCUCCUGUCCUUCCAAGGGGAGCUGCCUAGACUCAGAAGCUACCUUGAGAAAACCCAGCAGCCACCGCCGAACAGCCCACGCCUCAGGGAGGAGAUGGCAAUGGUGGAGGAACUGAGGCGCCUCGAACACACCCACACCGACGACAGAUUCCUGCUGCACUUCACCUGUCGCGGUGGAGGCGGCUACGGAGACCUGGAGGAGUGGAGGAUGUGCGACACAGAGAGCAUGCGGACUCAGGUGCUGCGAGAGUCCACCUUCUCCCUGGUCCUAGCGCCGCCCUCACCACAGGAGCUCACUACCGUCACCCUGCAGGCACGGGUCUACGAGGCACUCAAGUAUGGCGCUGUGCCCGUCGUCCUUGGCAACCACGUGGAGUUGCCGCUCUCGGAGACCAUCGACUGGCGCAAGUUGGCCCUGGUGCUUCCCAAGGCAAGGGUGACGGAGAUACACUUCCUGCUGCGCUCCCUGUCCGACGCUGACCUGCUCUUCAUGAGGCGGCAGGGCAGGAUGGUCUGGGAGAGGUUCUUUGGCUCCACUCAGGUGUUGGUGGACUCUAUCCUGGCCACUCUGAGGGAACGGCUGAACAUUCCCCCAGUGCCUGCACCCGAGCACCCAUCAAGCAGCAUCUUCAAUGACUCCUUUGUGCCUCUCAAGACAGACGCAAACAUCCUGGAUCCAGACACUGAUGAGAACCUGGGCCCCAUAGAACCUCCCUUCCCCUCUAUAGUGUUCAGCCGCAACUACACUGUGGCUCUACUCAGCGGCUACGAGCAAUGGAACAACUGGGGCGAUCCUUUCUACCUGUACCCAAGCCUGCCCUCCAGCCCCCUACUCCCCACUGAGGCUAAGUUCUCUGGCUCGAAGUUAGGGUUUCGUCCCAUCAAUGCAGGCUCGGGUGGAUCUGGGAAGGAGUUCAGUGAGAGUCUUGGUGGUAAUUCUCCCAGGGAACAGUUCACCAUCGUUAUGCUCACCUAUGAAAGGGAACAGGUGCUGCUCAACUCCCUGGCACGUCUAUAUGGUCUGCCGUACCUCAACAAGGUCAUUGUAGUGUGGAAUUCUCCCAAGCCUCCCCCUGAGGACCUGCGCUGGCCGGACAUCAAGGUGCCCAUACAUGUGGUUCGUGCCGAGAGAAACAGCCUCAACAACCGCUUCCUGCCGUACUCCGAGAUAGAGACAGAGGCGGUGCUGUCUGUUGAUGACGAUGCACACCUCAGACACGACGAAAUUGUCUUUGGGUUCAGAGUGUGGCGGGAGGAGAGGGACCGCAUAGUUGGCUUCCCUGGGAGGUACCAUGCCUGGGACCUGAACUACGGUGGCUGGCUCUACAACAGUAACUACUCCUGUGAACUGUCCAUGGUGCUGACUGGUGCGGCAUUCUUCCACAAGUACUACGCCAGCAUGUACUCCCACAUGAUGCCGCAAGCGAUCAGAGACAAAGUGGAUGAAUAUGUCAACUGUGAGGAUAUUGCCAUGAAUUUCCUUGUCUCACACAUCACCAGGAAGCCGCCAGUCAAGGUCACCUCUCGCUGGACGUUCCGCUGCCCUGGCUGUCCUGUGUCUCUCUCUGAGGAUGACUCUCACUUCACCGAGCGUCACAAGUGCAUCAACUUCUUCACUCAGGUGUACGGCUACAACCCACUGCUCAACACACAGUACCGGGUCGACUCAGUGCUGUUCAAGACACGCCUACCGCACGACAAACAGAAGUGCUUUAAGUUCAUCUGAGGUGUAGUGGUGAGUGUGUUGGUGAGUGUGAUGAAGUCAUGGAGUGUGAUGAUUGUGGUGUUUGUGAGUCAUAACAGGUAAUGAGUAUCUUUUUAGUGGUGUAGUGUGGUGGUGAGGAGGAGGAGGAGGAGAACUUGGUGUUUUUAGUCCUGUGUGAUGAGUGUGGUGAGUUUUCCACUUAUCAGUUGUAACAUGGUGAUGACUGUGCUUUAAUUUUAGUCAUGAAGUGUGAUGAGUGUGGUGAACAAAUCCAUGAGGUAUUAUGAGUGUAGUGAACAAAUCCAUGAGGUGAUGAGUGUGGUGAAAUGUUGUGUGUAUGUGUGGUGUUGAUGAGUAUGAUGUCUCACUGUAGGAACUCAGUGAUAUACCGGUGAACUGAGCUUAUGGCAGUGCUCUCUUCUGCCUCCAUUAAAAGAGUAAUUCUUCAGUUUGUCAAGAGGAACUGUAGAGUAUCAAGGUAGUAAUGGAUAAGGAAAAAAAAUGUAAAGAGUCACAAGGAAGCUGUUGGAUUUAUGCAUUCUUUAGGAGAGUAGAAGGUCAUAGGAGUUAUACAGAAGUUUCAAGGACAGUACCAAGGUGUCAUCAGAUGGAAAGUACCAUUGAUGAGUGUAGAUGAGGGGAGUAGAAAUAAUGGUCAUAGCGUUAAAUAGAGGAUUGAAAGACAGCGUUAGAGUAAGGAAAGAAUUACACUGAAAGUCUUGAGGAUUUAGUAAUUUUAAAGAGGAAUAGAAAUUUACACAAAAGUACUCAGUGAUAAUAUUAAUGUAAUGUAAAGUAAUAGUUAAUAUGAUAAGUUUGAGGAACCACAAUAUUAAUGUAACUACAGAUGCAAAAUUCCAUAAAGUAAUAGUUAAUAUGAUAAGUUUGAGGAACCACCAGAGGAAUAUAAAAGAUCAUAAUAGAAAUACCAUACCUCAUGUUUACUAGAGGAAGAAAAGAAAAAUGCAUCUACCUAGUAAAAUGUGAAGGGAAAUAAUGGUAUGAUGGAAUGUAACUUUAUUGAUAGAGGAAAAGAGGAACAUGCAAGAGUACUAAUGAAGGGAAAUAUGAAGUGUGCAAAUUGAAUGUUAGAGUAAAACAUAGUGAAAAGUGUGAAGAAAUAAUGAUACAAAGGAAUACAGUUAUUGAUAGAGAAGAAGUAAACAUGCAAGUGUAGAAAUGAAGGGAAAUGUGAAGUAGUAAUAAUGAAGGAAAAUAUGAAGUAUGAGAAAUGAAUGUGAGAAUGGAUAUAAUGUAAAGUGUGAAGGGAAAUAUGAAGGAAUGCAACGAUUGAUAGAGGAAGAAGAAAACUUGCAAGUGUAGUAAUGAAGGGAUAUGUGAAGUGUGAGGAUUUAUUGUGAGUGUAAAAGAUAGUGGAAGAAGAGAAGCAUGUAAGGGUACUAAUGAAGUGUGAGGAUUGAAUGUAAGGGUGAAGAUAGUGUUUUUCCUGCAUUUGUUAAAGGACUCAUUACUUCGGCAUGUUAUGUAAAUAUUACCCAUGGCUCAUCCUUUUCAUCCUCAAGUGUGGAGGUGUUAAAGUUGUCAAGCAGCGACUAAAGGAAUACUCA